AUGACACUACAUAGUAUAAUUCUUGUCUCAAUUGGUAUGGGUGGUAUAAAAUCGUGUAUUGCUGCUUUUGGCGUGGACCAGCUCAUCGAAAGUGAUCGAAAUAUAAGCUCAACACACGUGCGUGUCUUCUUCAGUACGUUCUAUUUUUCCAUACAUUUAGGUGUAUUUUUCGGACUGAUUGCUUCGCCAGUGAUUACCAAAAUAAUGUUGUAUGAGAGGCACGACCUUAACGUAUAUGCCAUUCGAUUUGGAUUUUCUGCCCUUAUGAUGACAAUCGCUGUCAGUAAGUAGGGUUCAAAUUUUAAUAAAUUGUUAAAUAGCUAAAAUAUUAAAAUUUGGAAGUAUACUUGAAAUGAGUUAAAAUAAAAUUAUAUGCUUUUUUAAAAUUAAUAUAAUAAUGUUAUUAAUGGAAAAUAUAGAAUAUGUAAAGAUUAAUUUUUCUCAUUUAGGUAUAUUUGUUUGUGGAUACCCCUAUUAUUUAUUCAAAGAACCAAUACCAAAUAUACUACCUGAAAUGAUAAAAUGCAUUUUUGUAAGUGGGUACCUUUACCUUCUUAUAGUUUAGCUCUAAUGUUUUACUUCUUUAAGAUUACUAAAUGAUUAUUUUUAUACGAACCUAAUUGUCUUGCACAUAAUUUUUAACAUCAUUGAAUGUUUUUAUCGACAGUUGGCCAUAUGGAAAAAAUACACGUCAUGUCAAAAAAAAACUAAACAUAAACACUUGUUCGAAUAUGCUGAAAAUUCCUUUCCGUGUUACAUUAUAAAUGAUACAAAAAAGACUUUAUACAUACUUUUUAUUUACAUACCAUUAUCUAUGUUUUGGAGCUUACCAGACCAACAAGUUAAUAUUUAUAACUACAGUGUUUAUAAUACUGCAAUACAAUAAUCAUAACCUAACUUAGAUAGUAAUUUUAAAAACUAUUGAUUUAGAAUACAACUUGGAUAUUUCAAGCAUCGCGUACCAGUGACCGUUUAUUUGGUAUAGAAUGUUCAGUUUACAUGUUACAAAUGGUAAACCCUUUACUCAUAUUGUUGACUAUCCCAUUAAUGGACCAUAUAAUUUACCCUUAUCUGAAAAAACAUAAAUUAUUUAAGUAUCCUCUAAAACGAAUGUUGCUUGGUGGUAGUAUAGCUGCAAUGGCAUUUAUUUUCGCUGGAUGUAUUGAAAUGUACUUGGAAGUAAGUAUAUUAUACCUAAUAGCUGAUGCGUUAUUUUUUUAUAAGUAGAUUUGUCGUAAGUUAAAAAUAUCAAAAAUUAUUGAAGGGAAACGCAAAAAACAUCAAUAUAAAUGUAUCUGAUUCAAGUAUGUUUGUUGCACAUACAAAACCAUACUUAGCGAACAUAUGGACAUCGAACUUGAACUUGAAAAAAUCAAACAAAAAAGGAUUUUUUGUUGUUGAUAGUAUAACAGCUUCAAAAUCUAUACACGAGAAGUCAAUAGAAAUGUCAAUAAAAAAUGAAAACUCUACACAAGUUAAAAAUAACAAAGAACUUAUUAAAGUGCGGCUGAAAAUAAAUAAGGUAAAAUUAUACUAGUUUAUAUUUAAUUUUAUGAAAUAGCUUAUAAUAAUCAUUUCAAAGUAUUAAGUUACAGACAAAUUAACUAAUACAAAUAUUUAUAAAAUAUUUUCAGAAUUCAAUUUUUUUAUUAGUAGUGAGCACAAAAUAUAAUGAUUCAUAUAAAGGUGAUAACCUUUAUCCCUUAUUUAACUCCACUACUGUGCUAGUACCGGAAAGUUUAUACACGACUUCGGAAGAAAAUCAUUCAUCUAUUUAGUAAAGUUUUAAAUACUUUAACUCUAUUCAAAAACUAUUGUGUUUUAUUUGAUAUCUUUGUUUUCCAACAGUAUAAUUUUUCCAGCAAACGACAUUGGCAACUGGUUACGAAUUAAAAAUCUGGUAUUAGAAUCCACAUUUUCUAAUAAAAUAUUCAUUUUUAAAAAAACACAUCGUGUUUUUCAAUUACAAAAGACAUAUUAUGAAAUAUUACGAAAUACUCCUGGUUUGUAAGUAUACCUAAUAAAGAUUGCUUAAGUUUCUUUCAUACCUUCUUUUUAAAUAUAAUAUUAUGUAUACUAUACACAUUAUGUACCUAAAAAAAAUAUAAUAUUAUCAAAAAUGACAAAAAAAAAAACUAUAUAUAUAUACCUAUUUUGUUGGUGAAAUUUUAAGAUAUACAUUAACAAUGAACUACAUGAAUGAACAGCGGUCAAAAUUGAGGAACGUUUUAAAUUUAGAAACCGAUGAAGUAUAUGUAUACAGAAGUGUAUAUAAUAAUAUAACAAAUUAUGUAAGCGUUAUUACGUAAAUUCAUACAUAGAUAAUGUGUUUGUAUAAAAUAGUAAUGUAGUUACCGGUAUCUAAAUACAAUACCUAUGUUAAUAUAUCUAGAAACUUCAAUCAAAUACAACUCCACAAGCUCGUGUUUUAAGGAAAGAAUGGUUAUUGCCUCAAUUUAUUUGUAUGGCAUUCGGUGAAACACUGUUCACUAUGACAGGAUUAGCAUUUUCUUUUUCAGAAGUAAAUAUACUUGUGUAAACAAUGUAAAAUUUAAUAAAUAUAUAUAUAUAUAUAUACAUAUAUAUAUAUGUAUUGUAUUAUAUUAUCGUACGACAUAUAUUCGUCAGGAUUAUUAAACAAAUAUGAGCUUAUUUAUAUUCUUAAGUAAAAUAAUACACUUGCUCUGGUAACAAUUACGUUUUUAUACUUAUUUUAGUUUUUAUCAAAGACUUAAACGAUGAUGUAUCAAUUAACUGCCUAUUCAACCAAGGUGGACAUAUAUUAUAUUAUAUUAUUAUUAUUAUAUUAUUAUACUAUUAUUAUAUUAUUAUUAUGUUAUUAUUAUUAUAUAAUAUUGGUUGAAUAUUAUUUUACAAUUUAAAAAAAAAAUGAACAGAUAAUUAUUAAAACAAAUAACAGUGAGAAUAACAUUCCGAAUAAUAUUUCAAUUUUGGAGGUCUAUUUAAAUAUUUGGAGGGCUGAGUCCCCCCCCCCCCCGAUGUCCGCCUAUGUAUCAACCUUUCAUUCAAUGCAUUCACAUUGUACUGGAAAAUUAAAACAGUAAUUAUUCUUUAACUAUCUGUAAAAAAUAUAAAAAUAUAAUAUUUUUUAACAAUCGGUUAUGACUUAUGAUUAAUAAUCGGCUAUAGAUAGGUACCUAAUAGAAAAUUGUUCUAAAUAAUAAUUCAUUAAAAACUACUUUUAUAAUAUGCAGAAUAAUUGUUAUAUUCUAGUCUGCAAUAUGGCCAAUACUGGUAUCAUGCUACAUUCUCCACUUCUAGGUAUACCUACCUACCAAUCGAUUUAUUAUUAUAAUAAAAGUAUUAUGGAUAUUCUAUAACUAAUAGGUACCUUUUUAAAACAUAUUUCAUAAUAUUAUAAGUAAUUCAUUAAGUAUAUUAUAAAACGAAGAUAUACUUAUUUUUUACUUUUAUGAGUUCUGUAUUAAUGUAAAAUACUAAUCGAUUUUUAGAUUAUCCGUCUAGAGAAGGAUUAGUUUUAUACUUAUUAGUAGGCUGUGGAUUAUAAUGCAUAUUGCAUAUUUUUUUAAGGCCUUAUUCUUGUUUUUAGAACAUUUAUAUCCGCACCCUACUUAUUACCUAGUUAUUUUCUCUCAUAAGGGUUACAUUGAUUUUUUGGUGUAAUAAACUCAAAUAUCUGUGGACACGACACGACACUCUAGGUCAUUGGACAUCGCAUUUAACCUUUUUUGUAAUAAAAAACUAAUAUCAGCUAGAGUGGAACUAGAAAUAAGAUAAGAAAGGGACUGAAAAAUGUAAUUAAAAAUGUAUUGUGCAUAGAAAUGUUAAAAAUGUAUUAUUGUAUUAUUUAUUAUAAGCUAUUUUUUAAAAAUAUCUACAUGUGCUAGGAGGGCUUCGGACCCCAUAGCACCCCUUGUAUCCACUUCUGGAUAUAGUUAGGUAGGUAUUUAAUUAGUAAUCAUUGAUUAUUUUCCAGGCUCCUGAAACAAUGAAAACUGUAUCAAUAUCCAUGUGGUAUUUUUCUGUGGCCCUGGGGAAUUUAACUGUAAUUUGUAUUAACAAAAUGAUAUUAUUUGAAAAAAAAGUAACCGAAAAUUAUUUAUUUAAAUUAAAAUGACUAUAAAGAAAUGUUUUUCCAUUUCACAAACAGUCUCACAUGUUCUUCAUGUUCGCUUUCAAUGCAACUAUAGCGUUAUUGUUCACCUACAAAUUGAGCAACGUAUUCGAAAAAAUAUAUGACCAUAAAAAAUCGGAUUCGGAAAUGACGUUGAACGUACAAAAUGUUGAUUUGGGUGAUGCCAUAUUUCUCAACGAUGAUAUACCCAAAUAA
Messenger RNA from Cinara cedri, 4312 nucleotides. NCBI's taxonomy places the organism in Eukaryota, Metazoa, Arthropoda, Insecta, Hemiptera, Aphididae. The record is from the annotation of a GenBank genome assembly.